GCUCCCUUUCAAAAGGGCGGCGGCGCACCUGAGCAGGAUGCGGCCGCGGCCUGUGCCCGGCGACGACGGCCAGGAGCUGGAAUGUGACAUCCGAGAGAAGAUUAACUUUGAAAUGCGCAUGCGAGAAGGCAUCUGCAAACUACUUGCAGUGAGCACCCAGAAAGAUCAGCUCUUGCAAGCAGUUAAAAACUUAAUGGUUUGCAAUGCUCGCAUACUUGCAUACAGGACAAAGCUUCAGAGCCAUAAAGAAGAAUCAGUUUCGUGCAGAACUGCAGAACGGUCUUUGGAAAAUGAGACAAAAGACUGGGUGGCAUGCAGAGGAAAGGUUGCUAUAUCAAAUAUUCGAAUACCAUUAAUGUGGAAAGGCUCUGAACACUUCAGCAAUAAAGAAAGAUCACAGCGCUAUGCAGUGUUCUGUUUGUUCAGAAUGGGAGCUGAGGUUUUUGAUACAGAGGUGGCUAUUGUGGAUAAAGCAAUAACAGAUAUCUGCUUUGAAAAUGUGACCAUAUUUGAUGAAGCAAGACCAGAUUUCCAGGUGAAGGUUGAAGUAUAUAGUUGCUGUACAGAGGAGUCUUUACAUGCAGCAAACACUCCUAAGAAACUAGCAAAGAAGCUUAAAACAUCCCUCAGCAAAGCUACAGGGAAGAAACUUAAUGCUGUGCUGGAAGAAGACAACGCUGAAGCCCUUUUGCCUGCUGACCCAGUCAUUCAUGGAGCAAAGUACAGUUUGCUAGCAUAUACCACGUUGGGACUCGAGAGUGCUGAGGGCAAUUUCAGAACCCACAACCUUACCAUUACAGGAAAUGAGGAAUCCUCUUUUUGGCUGCCCCUGUAUGGAAACCUGUGUUGCUGUUUAGUUGCUCAGCCUUCCUGCAUGACUAUGGAUAUGAUGGCAGGAUUUCUUAAUCAGCGGCAAUUGCUAGAAGGUCUAACUAGCUGGAGGAAGCUGUAUUGCAUACUAAGAGGUGGCAAACUCUUUUGUUAUUAUUCUCCAGAAGAAAUUGAGGCCAAGCUGGAGCCAGCAUUGACAGUUCCCAUCAACAAGGAAACCAGAAUUCGAGCUGUGGAUAAGGACUCCAAGAGAGGAAUGAAUAACUUCUCUGUUGUCAACCCUGUGUCUGGAGAAGCUGUGACACAAAUUUUUGCUACUGACAGUAGGGAUGAACUUCGUAAGUGGAUGGAGGCUUUCUGGCAGCACUUUUAUGAUCUGAGCCAGUGGAAACAUUGUUGUGAAGAACUUAUGAAAAUCGAGAUUAUGUCACCACGGAAACCACCUUUGUUCUUGACAAAAGAAGCGACCUCCGUCUACCAUGAUAUGAGCAUUGAUUCUCUAGUGAAACAUGAGGGCUUAGUUGAUAUCAUACAAAGAAAAAUCGAAGAGAGUGAUGGUGAGUACCUGCUUGGCCAGAAAAAAGAGCCCACUUCUUCCUUAUGGGCUUCGCUCUUUGAUGGAUCUCACGAGAUAACUGUUCAGAAAAAUAUGCAUCUGAGCCCAAAAGGAGAUGCCACAAGUCCUAGUGACGUCAGAGGAAAGAAAAGAAGAGCUCCACAUCCACCUUCUGAUAAAUUACCAUACAGUGCAAAAGCAGAGCAGUCAGGCAAGGAGAACUGUGAGAAGUCUGAACACGCACCUGCUGCUAGUUCUUGCUUUGACUCUGAGUUACCUACCAAAAUGCAGCCUUUGAAGACACCCGUGGCUGCUCCUCGCAAAACUGGUCCUUGUAGAGAAAGCAGCUCAGCUGGCCAUGGGAAUCCCAUUUCAGUGGCUAACAAGAGCCAGGCUGAAAACAAACCAGUACCAACUCCUAGACAGAAGUGCAUCACCCAAAUGCUAGACCCUAGGUCAUGGUUGCAGCUAUAGACAUCAUCAUUACCUUAGAGUCUCUGGAAUUUUAAGUUUCUCAGCCUUCUACUUUAGCUCUUGAGUAAAAGUAGAUUUUAGCUUACAGCUUAUAAGUACUGGGGCUAAAGUUUUUGGGGUUUUAGCCAGGACAUUAGUGGUAGCUGUGGUCUCAGCUGUAUUCAUUAUUGCUAACAGCUAAAUAAUUGCACUAGUAACAGGGAGGAGUUCUCCGCCUGCAAUAACAGUGCUGCCUCUGUAAAGAGAGGCUCAGUACUCUCCUUGGAAAAACUGGCAGUGUUCAGGGUAACUCAGUGUCCCUGCAGCAGGGAUAUUAGUUACCAUCACCAUUUACAAGUACAUCCACUUAGCCCAUCUGCAGCUCCUUGGACUAGUUCAAGCAGGAAUUUCACACACAUUCAGCAUAGAUCUUGCAAAGCUGAUUUUCUUGGUCUGCUUGGCUUUACCCAAAAUAUUGUUACCUCUCCCUCACUGUUUGGGAACAGCUCAUAAGAUCAUAUACUAUGAAAAGUUAUUGUGCUUUCCCGAACAGCUCUGUAACUCUUAUGAAUUUCUGAAGCAGAUGUGUCAAUUUAAUUUGAGAUCUCCUAAAUUCUUUCUGAUGCAUGUGCUGUCCAAACGGACCAGGAUCAUCUGUAUGUGAGCAAGAAUGUGAUCCAUUGCUGCUGCUUCCUUUGGAUUAACACAUGAAUGCUUAUCCAGGGUUUCAUUUUUAUGGUUGUUUUUUUCUGUCAAAUAAGGCUCUGUAGCUUCUCGUUUGUGGAAAGACUCAGCUGUUCCUAGUAGGUAGCUGGUCUGUAAACACAGCAGUGUUACUGGUAAGCAAAUAGGCUAUUUUUUCAUUGCUUGUUCUUGCUGAAGUAACAGAGAGCAAGUACAUAAGGUGAAAAUAUUGAACUUUGAUAUUCUUCCAUCAGACAGUUCACCAUUUUCUGUGGCACCUGUGGCAUCCUUUGCAUAUGGAAAAGAUUCUGUUCUGGAUCCACAGCGUAAAUAACCGACACUUUCCUUGGUUGAUGCAUAUGUCUCAGAUGCUGGAACUUAUCCAAGAGCAAAGGUCUGCUUACAGAUCUUCCUCUUGAUAUCAGACAUGUGUUGAGAGUCCUGUCAGCAAGUGAUGCAGAUGCAGAAUACAUACUGUAUGUAUACAGUUCAUUAAUUGUUGUUUUUUCUAAAGUGCAGAUAGCUUUGGGAGCUUAACCAUUUCUCCAGAAGACACUGUGUGCAUAGUUGGUUUGUUUAUGGUUUUUGUCUUCUGCUAAGCUUGUGGCUGCACAACUGCAAAGGUAUCAGCUGAAUUCCCCCAGCAGUUCAUUGGCUGUUUGGAAUGAGGCUUGAGAGGCAGGUUUCAUUUACAAAUCCUUUUGCAGGAUUAGACCCUUCAUUUCUAGAAUGUCCUCAUUCGUUCUUCAUUUAAUCACAUUCCAUUUUCCCUCUGAAACAGCCACAGUCGUUCUUACAAUAAGUAAGUUACUUAAGUGGAUGGUUUGUGAAUGGUGUUGAAAUAGGAACAGAAAAGCUGAAAAAUAACUGUGUGAUUAUUUAAAUCAGUCAACUAAGUGGACUGUACAACCUCGAACAAGAAACAGGAAAAAUAAAAUGAGGAGAAAAAAAGGCAUCUUUUCUAAAACGCAGCUGCAGUUUAUUUAGCUUUAAAUUUAGCCUUAAAAUGUUACCAUGCCUUGGGAAGAAAGAAUCCCUUCUUCUUGGUAAUCUGCUUCCAUUUAGUUGUUAUUUCAAAAUAAAUAUAUAAGGCAAGAAGGCAUCAUAAUGAGGAUUUAUUUUCAAGUUCAGCAGGCCAUUGAAUUUCAGUUUCUCUUUUAAAUUCUGUGGCUUUGUUUUGAACUGAACAUACAUAUUUUAGGAAGGCAUUUAAUAUUAAAUCUUCAAGUGAUGAGAAUUCACUCAUACCUCCCAUUGCAGUAGUUAAUUACCUCAGGUACAUUUUUCACUUGAUUUUCUAUUUGCAUUUCUAGCUCCACCUUAAGUUAUUUUGGUCUUUUUAUGCAUUUGAUUGCUCAUAUUGAUCUCUGUAGUAUCAGCUUUUCUAAUUGCUUGUGUGCAGCUGUAAAUCAUGAUUAUGUCCCUUUUUAACCUUUUCUGUGAUGAGAUGUACUGAAUUCCUUAACUUUCUUGUGGCAGUGAAUGUUAUCCAAGACUAAUUAAUCUUCAUGUUCUUCUCUGUGCUCCUCAAAUAUUGAAAUAUUUCUAAGUGUGACAUCUGAAUUAGAUGCCACAUGUCAAUAGUGAUGUAGGGACAUAACAAGAUUCUCAUACUCCGAUUAGUAUCUCUCUCCCCUCUUUCCUCAAAAAUUGGAUUAUCCCUUUUUUUGUGGAAACAUUGCCUUGGAUACUGACUCUUGUGAUUCAAGUCCUCUUCAGAGUUUUUUUUGCAGGAAUGCAGUACACAUCAUUCUCUUAUUAUCCAACCUUGUUUUCCUUAGAAAUACACAUUGCAUUUUACCAGCAUUAAAACGCUGCUCAUGAAGUGAUCCAGAUUGCUCUGUGUAAGUGACCUGUCCUCACUCUUUACUACUCCAGCAUUCUGCAUGUCCUUUGCAAAUUUACUGCAAGUGAUUUUUACAGUUUCUUCCAGAUCAUUGAUUUUUAAUAUUGAAUGCAAGGCGAGCUUUGUGGAGAGAGGUGCUAAGUUUUUAUUGCAUCAGUGACAUGGGUAGAGGGGGUGGGGAAAAGCAAACAGAGGGGCCAUCGAGUUCAUGUACCUUUUUUUCCCCAAAGCCUUAAAAAAAUACAAUAAGGUGAAAAAUAUCUGAAAUAACUGUACUUCUUUCUGAUGCUCUGUUGAUACUGCAUUUUGUAAUUAAUUUUCUGUCUUCAACAUAAUAUAUUGAUUCAAUCAAAUACUGAUACUGUACAUAAAAUUACGUUAGUCUGGUUUUCAGUAAGUGACCUAGGUUUAUUGCAGGUGUAUUUGCAAGCUGAGCUUGCAAUAUGAGAGAGUAAAAUGCAAUCUCAUUCAAGACUUAUUCUCCAUGAAGCUCUGUUGAUUGACAUUUUAUAUCCUUAAAUUAGAGUCACAUGAGCUAGUUCACUAUUAUUGCCCUGAUCACCACUAAGCAAACCAGGCCAUUAAUUAACCUGAUCAUCCUGCUUCAGAACAACAGUAUUGUUCUUAUGGUCCUCUGAAACGUCAUGGCAGUACUGAGACUUGUCUGACUAAUUGCAUGUUUAUGUUCCAGCUGGAAAGACUUCUGCUACUGAAUGUAGUUUCUCUUAGUUUAACAACCACUAUAUAAUCCCUGUUAUGAAACACCAGCUGACUUCAGGUUUUAGCAUUUAUUGUUACUGACUCAGUAUUUUAUUCCCUUCUGAAUUGCCAUUUAUUGUUGCUAUUAUCUCAUCUUCUGUUAAGCAAGUUGGUUUAGCUGAUAAAAACUGCUGGCUAACAGCAAAUGCUGAUCUUAGAUGUACAGUAUGGUCAGUUGUAGGAAAGACAUUUGUACUCAGCUUAUGUAUGUGUGAGAGAACGUAGCUAUUAGUAGUAAAACCAACCAGCCUAUUUUCAGGCCAUCCUAUCAGCUGCAUUCCAUCAUGAGUGCUUAAUUGCACAACUCAGAAUAUCACUGAUCAAAGCCCAAAAGCCAUUUUAUAAUAGCUAUGAACAAUGCUGGAAUGGGAAAUAAACAAAAAAAUAAAUGCCCCCAAAACCCCAAAGGCACAGGUAACUUUGGCCAGGUUCCUUCUGAGGCAAGGCUUGGAAGACCUGUGGCUUCUUCUAACCCUUGCAUGCCAUUGCCCCAUGUUCACAUCUCUGCAGGCAAGUUGACAUACUGCUGCCUGGGAGAGGGGUCCAUGGAGAAAAGCUAUUUGUCCAUAGACACUGUACCCAGAAUGAAUGGUUCAAAGUAGCCAGCAUGGUGUAAACAUUGGUGACAUCUGCAGAUGGUGACCUGCAGGUGAUUAGGUGUUCUUCUGGGGCUUGCUCUGGAAAUUGUACCUGUUUGUUCGCUGCUGGGAUGGAUUCACUGUGGCUUGAGAAGCAGAAUUAAGUAGUGGGACUGGGAUCUUGAAGUCGGGCAGAGACAAUACACAGCUUGAAGUCUUCUUUUAGGAAGUACAACAUGAAAGCAAUUGGUUGUCCAAACAAAUAGAAAGUUCACAGACUGUGAACAACAUUUGAAAUACUGACUGAACAAAGCCUUACUUUUGUAACUUUUUUUAUUACACCUAAUGUCUUCAGCUGUUCGCUUAGCCUUGGAAUGGGAGACGGUACUGUUUGUGGUUUUAAAGACAUUAGCUUAAACUGUUUACAUUUCUAUUAGUAUUGUGAUCGUUGGGGUUUUUUAACGGUAAUUAGAUUAAUAGUCAUUUUUAUGAUGGUUUGUUCCUAUCUGGAAAUAACUCUUCUAUUACUCAGAGUUGAUUUGUCAUUUAUGUAGAUUGCCAUAAUAGAAAACUGCAGAUUUGGACACUAAUGUAUUGUGAAAUGUUAGAAGAGAAAUCUGGUUUUGCUGCUAACGUUUUUCUGUUUAAAUAUGCAAGUGAAAUUAAAAACAUUUCUGAAGUAGAAGGGUUUUGAAUUCCUCAA
Pogoniulus pusillus (Red-fronted tinkerbird) is the source of this 6410-nucleotide messenger RNA. RefSeq names its product rhotekin 2 (gene RTKN2). Gene Ontology annotation, biological process: positive regulation of cell population proliferation; hemopoiesis; signal transduction. Lineage: Eukaryota; Metazoa; Chordata; Aves; Piciformes; Lybiidae. Bases 38 to 1861 code for a protein of 607 amino acids. The transcript has 12 exons. The record is from RefSeq and is a predicted model, not a curated record.